CUUUUACAAUCCUCAGCUUCUGCAUUCUGCAUUCAAUCAAAAUUCUAAGAUGGGCUACUUAUCUUCUGGGUGGCCCCAGGCUCUGCAUUUCAUGUUCCCUCUGUAUAUGAAGCUGACAACAAACAUACAGGAGGGAAAUCAAACGACCAUCACAGAAUUCAUCCUUCUGGGAUUUGGGGAUCUCCCUCAACUUCAGAUUCUUCUCUUCCUGGUGUUCCUAGUGAUUUAUAUUGUGACCGUGGCCGGGAACAUACUCAUCAUUGUACUAGUUGUGACUGAUGAGCACCUUCACACUCCCAUGUACUUCUUCCUGGGAAACUUGUCCUGCUUGGAGACCUGCUACACCUCUACCAUCCUGCCCAGGGUGCUGGCCAGUCUCCUCACUGGGGACAAGUCUAUUUCUGUUAUGGGCUGCAUCACUCAAUUUUAUUUCUUUGGUUCUCUGGCAGGGACAGAGUGUUUGCUUUUAUCUGUGAUGUCCUAUGAUCGGUAUUUAGCAAUAUGCAAACCUCUGCAUUACUCAGCAUUUAUGAAUGACAGGUUGUGCCUCCAGCUAGUGGUAGGGUUGUGGAUAGGUGGAUUUUUGUCUCUUACCAUCUUUGUAUUUAUGAUGUCACAAUUAACAUUCUGUGGCCCCAAUGAAAUUGACCAUUUCUUUUGUGAUUUUCGUCCAAUAAUAAAACUCUCCUGCACUGACAACCGCAUGGUGGAAUUUGCCAGUUUCAUAUCUACUUCCAUAUUCACCAUGCCUCCAUUUGUAUUGACGGUGGCAACCUAUGUUUGUAUCAUCUACAACAUCCUGAGAAUCCCGUCCACCACCGGGAGGCAAAAGGCCUUUUCCACAUGCUCCUCUCACCUCAUCGUGGUGACAAUUUUCUAUGGGACUCUCAUAAUGGUGUAUUUGGUCUCAGAAUCUGAUGCAUUGAGGGACCUGAACAAAGUGUUCUCUUUCUUCUAUGGAGUCCUGACCCCUUUGGUCAACCCCCUCAUAUACAGCCUGAGAAACAAGGAGGUAAAAGAAGCCUUGAGAAAAGCUCUCCUUAGAUUGUUUGUCUUUUUCAGGAAUUCAAAAUUUUAA
This is a messenger RNA of Mauremys reevesii (Reeves's turtle), 1078 nucleotides long. Its product is annotated as olfactory receptor 11A1-like. Gene Ontology annotation, cellular component: membrane. Gene Ontology annotation, biological process: G protein-coupled receptor signaling pathway. Bases 50 to 1078 code for a protein of 342 amino acids. NCBI's taxonomy places the organism in Eukaryota, Metazoa, Chordata, Testudines, Geoemydidae. The transcript is spliced from 2 exons. The record is from RefSeq and is a predicted model, not a curated record. Gene Ontology annotation, molecular function: olfactory receptor activity; G protein-coupled receptor activity.